Molecule: messenger RNA, 621 nt
Organism: Asparagus officinalis (garden asparagus)
Lineage: Eukaryota; Viridiplantae; Streptophyta; Magnoliopsida; Asparagales; Asparagaceae
Exons: 3
Coding region: 129-365 (78 amino acids)
Source: RefSeq, a predicted model, not a curated record
CUUUUUCGUGUUCUUCUUCCUUCUUCAGCGCUCCUCUCUUUUUUGAGGGGCCUAAAAAAAAGAAAAAAAAUAAGCCCUGGUUAAAUUAAUUUCUUGGGAGAAAACCCCUCCUAGCAUCGAGGUCGGAAAUGGGGGGAGGCAACGGACAGAAGGCCAAGAUGGCCCGCGAGAGGAACCUCGAGAAGCAGAAGGCCGGGGCUAAAGGGAGCCAGCUCGAAGCGAACAAGAAGGCGAUGUCGAUUCAGUGCAAGGUAUGUAUGCAGACGUUCAUCUGUACCACAUCAGAAGUGAAGUGCAGGGAGCAUGCUGAAGCAAAGCACCCAAAGUCUGAUGUCUAUCAAUGCUUUCCCCACCUCAAAAAGUAGUAGCAGACGAGGAAAAUCCUCCUCCCUCUCAAGUGGCGAUUGCGAGUACUGGUAUUAGCUUAAAUCAUCAGGAGAAUGUAGUCCUAACCUGAUGUGUUGGGACUUGUAUUCAGUGUGUAUUGUGUUUUCUUAUGAAUUCUGUUGUUUGAACUGAUCAGAAACGUGUGGGAUUUUCCUAGUUAUCAAGAUGCUUUUGUACUAGUUUAAUUGGACUCUUCUUAUGGCCUGUGCAACUAUCCUCGCUGCUUGUAUUUUA